Molecule: messenger RNA, 108 nt
Organism: Chondrus crispus (carragheen)
Lineage: Eukaryota; Rhodophyta; Florideophyceae; Gigartinales; Gigartinaceae
Exons: 1
Coding region: 1-108 (35 amino acids)
Source: RefSeq, a predicted model, not a curated record
AUGAAAGAGGUGGGCGAGAUUUGUAUGUACGUGCGACAACAAGGUAUACGCGCUUCGGCGUCUAGGAGCGCUGUCUAUUGGGAAAGCACCGCGCACGUCAGCGACUAG